This is a messenger RNA of Entrophospora sp. SA101, 557 nucleotides long. The record is from the annotation of a GenBank genome assembly. NCBI's taxonomy places the organism in Eukaryota, Fungi, Glomeromycota, Glomeromycetes, Entrophosporales, Entrophosporaceae.
UUGUUGUUGUUGAUGGCAGUGAUGACGGUGUGGAGGAGGAAGGGAUUGGUUUUAUUAGUUCAACUUGUAAAUCACCUCCAGAAAUAAAACCCAAUGAUCAACAAAAUAGGAAUUAUAGUUAUAAUCCAAACACAGAGAAAAUUAAACCUAAAACGGUACAAUCAGCAUCAACAAUACCUACAUUAGAAUUGUCGUUGUCAUCAUCGUUACAAGUAUCAAACUCAGUAACAUCAUCAAAUAUGGCAGAAAACUAUCAAACUAAUUUUUUUAAUCAUAAUAACAAUAAUCUAGAAGAAGAUGCUGCUACUACUAAUAUUUCUAAAUCUGAAACACAACCGCCAUCACUGCCAUCAACAACAACAACUUCAUCUUCUACUAUUAAAAUUCUAACAAAUGAUUCCUUAAAUUCAACCACCGAAACCAUUAAUAAUAAUAACACCACAUAUACCAAUGGAAUCAAUGGUACUAUUACUUACACAAAUGGUACUCUCACUAACGGCGCUACUACCAAUUGUGUGCCACCAGCAGCUUUACCCAACAUGAAUUCCUCCGAAUGA